Rotaria sordida is the source of this 267-nucleotide messenger RNA. The record is from the annotation of a GenBank genome assembly. Lineage: Eukaryota; Metazoa; Rotifera; Eurotatoria; Philodinida; Philodinidae.
AUGCAAUGGUUGAAACUAUUGAUGAUUAUUUCUUUAUUACAACUUGGUACCAGUAAUCCUAUAUAUUCGUCAAAAUAUGAUGAAACUUUACCAUCGAACACUCAACAAAUGACUAACAAUCGUUAUGAGAAUGCUUUCUUUUGUGUAUCGCUACCAUAUCAUCAUCCAAUAUCCGACCACAUUAUAGAAACUUUUGCAUUUCAGCAUUCAAUGAAUCACCGGUCUAAGAUGACAAUGCCAUAUGAUAUUGAGAAUCGUUCCUCAUAA